GCGACCGCGACUCUAUCCUGUGUUCUGCCUGAGCAUCUGUUGCUGUUGGCCAAGGGAGGCCUUGUUGUGGUCUCGUCCUUGCAUCCAUCAUGACGACCUUCGUUCCGCGUGCGCCCUAUACAAAGGAGGAGCUCGCGCAGCUCUAUCCCCAGGAACUCGAGCUACGGCUAGUGCAAGUCCUACUCCGCCAUGGAGAACGCAGCCCCGUGUCACCCAGGUUCCAGAAUACGGGUUUGCGGCCAUAUUGGCCUUACUGCAAUUCCGCCCGCCAGUUUUCCAGCGUUGUAAUGUCAACUACAGACUGGUCAAAGUGGGACCAAUUGAAGUACCGACGAAGGCUGGAGACCUUUGGUCUCGACGAUGGACCCGUAAUCGCGUCUGGUCCGGACGGAGAGUUUGAUGGUAUAUGCCAACCCGGAGAGCUCACAGACAAAGGCCGCGAAACCACUCUUGCCCUUGGACAGCGUCUCCGCCAUCUAUAUGUAGACCAGCUCCGCUUCAUGCCGAAGCUCAUCUCAGACUCGGACAUGAUUUACCUACGCGCAACCCCCAUUCCGCGAGCACUAGAAUCCGUCCAGCAAGCAUUCUACGGCUUCUAUCCACCAAGCGCAAGAACAGCCGACUUCCCCGCACCGACCAUCAUCACCAGGACGCCCGCUGACGAGACUCUCUUCCCCAACGACGGCAACUGCAGGCGCUUUGCCCAUCUCAGCCGCGCGUUUGCCAACCGUGCGGCCGAGCGCUGGAACGAGACCGAGGACGUGCAGUACCUCUCCAAGCUGUUCACCAAGUGGAUGCCAGGAAACCAGCCCGUUGCUGUGGACUCUCACCCCCGGCUUUCGGGUAUCAUGGACACGAUCAAUGCCACGGAUGCCCACGGCCCCCAGACCAAGCUCCCCAAGGAGUUCUACGACCGCAAAGCCCGCGCCAUUAUCGACAAGAUCGGCGUAGAGGAGUGGUUCGAAGGAUACAAGGAGAGCACCGAAUACCGCAUGCUCGGCAUCGGCGGCUUGAUGGGCGACAUCACGAGCCGCAUGACGGGCAGUGUCGAGCGAAACGGCAACGACGGGCUAGUCGAGGUUGGCGGCAACGACGGUGACCUGGGCCAUGGCAGAGGAGGCGAGACGGACAUCAGGCUCGCACUAUCCGGUUGCCACGACACCACGCUCGCUGCCUGCCUGACCAGCCUAGGCGCUUUCGAAGGCGAGAAGUGGCCCCCGUUCACGAGCCACAUCGCCUUCGAGCUGUUCCGCAAGAAGGCCGCUACCCCCGCAACGCAGCGUCUCUCCGACGCGCCGGCUUCGGCGGGUACGCUUGCCGGCUCGCAGGAGAAGCCGCAGAGCUGGUGGACGUCGCUGUUCAGCAGCAAGAAGGCACCAGACCUGCCCGUCAAGCCUCAGGGCAUCGCGCGAAAACCGUUGAGGGAGCUCACGCCGGAGCAGCGCAACAAGUUGAGGGACUACUACGUCCGCAUCCGGUACAACGACAAGAUCAUGCAGGUGCCUGGGUGCAAGCCGGCAGGGAAACAUCUGGAUGGUGACGAUACGUUCUGCACACUGGAAGCCUUCAAGGGCAUCGUCGACAAGUACACGCCGAGUGACUGGAAGCACGCGUGUGCCUCCAACGUCAACACACCGUCGUUCCCGAAGGAGAUCGAGCGAGCUGGAUACGAGUAGACACGCCGGAGACUAGCCCAGAUAGACAACCCGCGCAACACUUUGGGUACAUCAGGAACCCCCGCCAAGAGUACGG
Messenger RNA from Paraphaeosphaeria sporulosa, 1752 nucleotides. Its product is annotated as phosphoglycerate mutase-like protein. The transcript is spliced from 8 exons. Gene Ontology annotation, molecular function: phosphatase activity. Gene Ontology annotation, biological process: dephosphorylation. The record is from RefSeq and is a predicted model, not a curated record. The coding region runs from base 90 to 1676 and encodes 528 amino acids. NCBI's taxonomy places the organism in Eukaryota, Fungi, Ascomycota, Dothideomycetes, Pleosporales, Didymosphaeriaceae.